Messenger RNA from Nematolebias whitei (Rio pearlfish), 1503 nucleotides. RefSeq names its product amphoterin-induced protein 2-like. Gene Ontology annotation, molecular function: protein binding. The record is from RefSeq and is a predicted model, not a curated record. Bases 1 to 1503 code for a protein of 500 amino acids. Lineage: Eukaryota; Metazoa; Chordata; Actinopteri; Cyprinodontiformes; Rivulidae. Gene Ontology annotation, cellular component: plasma membrane. The transcript has a single exon.
AUGCACGCAGUUGCGUCACAGCUUUUUGGCAAAACCACUGUUGGUGGCAGCUGUUGCGACCCUGCCGCUGCAGCUAUGGUGCUCCUGCUUUGCCUUGGCUUCCUUCCAACUGUGGCCACUUGCCCACCCUACUGUCUUUGUGCGAGUGACAUCAUUUCCUGCAGCGGGCGCAAUCUUUCCAUGCUGCACUUUGAUCUUCCAAGCUAUGCCACAAGGUUGGACCUGAGCCACAACACCAUCAGAUCCCUGCGUGUGGAUUGGGUUUCGCAGCCGUUUCACCGGCUAACUACACUGGUUCUUAGUAGGAACUCAAUAAGCCAAAUCGAGGUGGCUGCCUUCACUGUGACUCCACAUCUCCUCCAUCUGGACCUCUCAUCCAACCAACUGACAGUGCUAAAUUCAUCUAUUUUCACUGGGUUGAAAGAACUGAAAGAGCUGCUACUGAUUGGAAACCAGAUUGGCGAUAUAAACCCUGGAACCUUUAGAGAGCUCAACAAUCUGCAGAGGCUCUACCUCUCUGCCAACAGACUGACUGCUUUCCCCCUGGGGCUUUAUGAGGAACCCAGAGCACCUCAUAACCUGACCUUCCUGGACUUGACAUACAAUAGGCUAACCAAGGUGCCUGUCCAGAGCCUGUUGUCUGUCACCCAUCGAGCAAGUGUUUAUUUACAGGGAAACCCUUUGCUCUGUGACUGUGCAUUGCUUGCCUUGCUGGAAUAUUGGAUGUGGAAACAGUAUCACCCUCUUGUGGACUUCAGAGGUGAAUAUCCAUGUAGAGACAAUUCCGAAGUUAAUUGUACACAUGAAGGCGUGACAAACUUUGAGGCACAGAACUUUCAAGUAGACCCUGGUGAAGGGUUAAGAGUGCCGUGUCCAGGUUUGACUUUGCCUGUUCAGGAGGGAUUGGUGGUAUUCUGGGUUACCCCCAGAAUGAUAAUGAAUUCAUCAGAUAGUGAUUCGAGUGCCCAUCUGUCAGUUCUUCCCAAUGGUACCCUUGAAAUCCAAGAAGCAGUAAUGGAAGAUUCUGGUACAUACGGGUGUGUGGUGUCCCGUGGGCAUUACUACAAACCCAGUGAAUCUCCAGAAGUCAGAGUGUUGGUUGGAAACAUGAGUGCUUCCUCCACUACUGAUUUGGCUCACCGAAGCAACGGGGAACAUUUUAACACUGCAUUUACCACCCUCGCUUCCUGUGUGGUCAGCAUCGUGCUGGUUCUGCUUUAUCUCUACCUCACACCCUGUCAGUGUCGAGGAAACAGGGGUGGUUCCAGAGGGUGUGGCGGACGAGCCAUUAUUCUCUGUUCAGACCCUGAGGAGGUAGAGACAGGACAGAGGAGGUCAAAUGGAAAAAGGGUGGCCUUCUUAGAGCCUCAGCCUGAGAACUCUCAUAUGAGUGUCCCAAAAACCCCAGUAAUGAACUUGGACUUUGUUUCCACAGAGGGAAUUCUAAAGAAUGGAACUAGGACAGUGGGUCAGACCUUUACAGAGCCUGCUCUCAUGGUGUAA